GGCAAUUGUAAAAAAAAUUAAAAUUUGAUUUGUGCAACAAAAAAGAAACGCUACAAGCAGGUCCGAGCAGCCACCAGCGUGCAAAAACACUUAAGUGAUGGCGGUGCAUGUGCAUGCCGAGCUCAAAGAUUUGCAAAUUUUUGAGCUUCGUCCGCUGAUUACGAACUUCAGCUGUAAGCUAUCCGCCGUCACCGUCACACCUUUCGAUGAAAAGCAAUUCCUGUGCCUGGUCAGCGAGGAAAAUGAGAUUGUGCUGCGCUACAUCAGCGCUGGCGGCGGCCAGGAGGUGCUCAAGAUGAUCACCUGGUUCCGGCGCACCAAUCGUGUCAUUCACGACGUCUGCUUCGAUCCUGCUGGCAUUUGGCUGCUAGUCCUCUGUUUCGACAACACACUGCAUAUUGUGCCCGCUCUGGCGCUGGUCGACAAAACCUACAGUUUGGCCGCCUGUUCGCUGUACAGCACCACACAGGUGACAUCCUACAUAAUACCGUUUGUGGGUCCACACGAAUGCCCCAAUUCAAAGAAAUGUCCCAAUCAUUCGACGGCACGCAACGAAAGAGCAUACGAACAGCAAGAACAUGUCGAACAAUUGGCGGAACAACUGCAGCAUGUUAAGCUUGACAAGGCGGAGGCUGACAAUUUGGAGGAGGAGCCGUUGGGUCAGGAGGUGCCCGAGCAUAUGUUGGCCAAUGGUCCAUCGGUCGAAGCAGUUGGCGAGCAGUCCGCUCCACAGCCAGCAGCUCCCUUCGAUGCGACGGGCAACAGUCAAGUGAUGGCUGCCUCAUUUAUGGCCUCCAAGACGUGUCCGUAUCCGCUGUCUGUGGUUUGGUGGAAGACGUAUAAUGGCUUAAAUCGUGCCAUCAUCGGCUACUCAGAUGGCUCCAUAUGCUUUGUGGGUCUCAGUCCCAACUGCCCAAUGAUCGCCAGCACUUCCAUUCAGAAUGGUUCCGUGGUGCGAUUGACAAUCUGCAAGGAUAAUACCUUCGAUGGAGUCAUGUUGCUGAUUACAUCGUCGCUAAAGGAACAAUACAAGUUAUUGCUGGAGCAGAAGGCCAUCAUGUAUGUGUAUCCUGGCGAUAGCUCACCCACCACACGCGAAGGCGCCUGGCAAAUUGUCAUGUCCGUGCACUCAAAGCAUCAGACCGUAGCAGGGAACGAUGCACGGCAAAGCAAUAGCUCUGAUCCGGCCUCGGACAGUAGUCAGCUGGAGGAGGAUGUUUUUGCGCCACCAGCCAGUGAUGAAAUUGCGCCAAGCACACAAACCGUUUCACUUGCCACGACUGUGUCGGCAGCAGCCUCGGAACCACCGCCACGUGCGCCGACACCCAGUGAUGCCAACAAUGCGCCAAUGCCGCCAUCGCCGCCAUCCUACAGCGAAAGCACCGGAGUCCGUUUUCAGCAGCAGCAGCUGGCCGUCAAUAGCUUCGAUGGCAUCUUGCCGGCGACACGUGCACGCCUCGCUUCGCUCAAAAGCCUCGGCUCCAAGAAGCUGCAGGCCAUCAAAAUGCGUUUGUCGGAUCAGCGGCAAAAGAUUGAUGAAUUUAUGCCUGAGACAAAUAUGGGCACGUUUGCUAUAAUGGACUCGCCGUCGGUCACGCCAGAGCCGUUGGGCAAUACAAACGGAUCAUUUUAUACCAUACAGAACCUGCGUAGCACUUAUCUGCUGAGCGCAUUGCACAGCAACAGUUGCAGCCUGACGGUGCACAGCAUCGAUAUUAAUUUGAAGCCCUUGUUUUUGUACAAAAUACCCAGUCAUUGUGUGGAAAUACUCAUUAGCUCCAACAUUCUGUAUGGAAUACAAUAUGUGGAUCUAAAUAGUCGCAGCGAUUCAGCCAGUUCGACAGCGGUAUCAUCGCUGGAGGAGCCGCUAGUGGCGAACACUGAGAAAGAGAGCUUAGAUGCAGACACUGAGAAGUUGGAGCAGACGGAGGCGGGCAAUACUAGCCACAAGAGUGAUGAGACGAGUGCAACGACCACAAGCGCAUCGAGUAUCGAUCAAAGCGAAAUGCCCACCAAUGCCAUCAAUGCGGUAAGCGUCAUCAGCAGCGCCAUGGCCUCAUUGCGUACCGAUGAUGAUCGCUUCAAUCAUCAGGCACAGUUAGCGUUAUUUCGCUUCGAGCAGGAGACUGUCCUUCAUUUGCAUCAGAUGGCACAAGUGCGCUGUUUCGGCGGCAACAGCAAUAUCGAAACACUCACCAAGGAGGAAAAGGCAAAGGCAUUCGAGAUCAAGGACAUACACACACCGAUGGACUACGUGCAGUUCUAUGAGACAACCGAUAUAAGUAAUGAGUUUUCGUUACGCCAAAUGGAGAUUAUGCAGGCAGAGUUUCCCAAAAUCAACUAUGAUCCAUGCUAUGUCAUAACCAACAAAAAUGUCUACACCAUACAGCUGAAAAAAGAACCAUUUGAGCUGUUUUUGGACGCAGCGCUGAUAAGCGAAUGGAAUCAGUGUCGGGAGUUUUGCAACACGUUCGAUCUCUCCUAUGAGCACUGCAUUGAGUUUGCCGGAGAUUAUUUGUUGCGUCGCAAGAAGAUUACUCAGGCGUUGAUCACAUACAAUGCGGCACGAGUGAAGCCAAUACGAACUGCUCUCAAGCUGGCCAUGUAUGGACACACCUAUGCCCUGAUGCAGUUGAGUGCUAUGGCUCUGAAAUCAUCAUACUUGCUGCGAUCGCGCUAUUUGUGUCAUCCUCUGCUGAAGAGCAUCCAAUCGGAUAUAACCUAUCGCCAUUCGGAGGAUGUGCGCGACAUUUUGCCAAUGAAUGUAAAAGAUUUGGAUGUUGUGGUUAAUAGUGGAGUCUCAUGCAGCGACUAUCACUACGGUGUCGACGAAUCAAUUAGUGCACUGCAAAUGUCACCCUCAUCACAGUUUCAUUUGGCCAAUUUGCUGUUAAUAACGCUGGCCGAGAAGGCUGUCAACGAUAAAAAUUAUUUGCCAUUGUGGAACUUUUUGGUGACCAAUACCAAAUACCAUACCAAUAUGACGAGCAUUGUCCUCUGUCAGAGUGGACUCUUUUCGGCAGCUAUCAUAUUGGCGAAAGUGCGUGGUGUUUGUCUGGACACCUUUAAUGCAUUGGUCAGCGUUGUUGCCCAGGAAUUUGGCUGGUACAAUGAGCUCAAUGUCUGUUUGUACAAUCUUAGCGAAUGCAUAUUUAUGGAGACCAUCACAUAUUUGCCUCUUGUGUCAAUGGACUAUUUUACGUUCAUACAGGAAAAGCUGGAGCAUAUCAGGCCCUGUGUGCUGCAGCGUCUUUCAAUGCAGCUUAAUCCGUUUGCACCUGCACUUCGUCCAAUUAUUUCGCACAGCAGCGGCAGCUCAAUCAAUGAUGACAAUAAUGAACAUAUAUUUGAGUUCUGCAAGUGCCUAAUCGAAACCUAUUUGGCCGUGCUUAUACAUAUGGAGUCUCAGCGCGUCAAGCACGAUUCCAUUGUAAAUGCUUUGUCAAAUUUUCGCAUCAACUACGAGGACAAUCAGUUUGCCAUUGAAUCAUCACGCUUCAAGCCAAUCUCAGCUGGUUGCGCUUAUUGCGCCUGUGUGGUAGAUGGUGUCGCAUAUUUCUGGGGUUCCAGCGGCGUGCCCUGCUGCUUUAGUGCCCAGAAAUCAACAGAACCACCGGAGCCCGCACAUGCUGUGAAAUCAUUGGACCUGCUUGCACAACUUAAUUUGGUAGUGCACGCGCUCAAGUGCGGACGUCAGCAUACUCUCAUCCUGACAAAUAAUGGCCUGUAUGCGAUGGGGAACAACAGUCUUUGUCAGCUGGGAGUUGGAAAACACAUGCAAAUGGCUUUACAACCCAUGCUCGUGACGGCUUUGGAUGGCAUGAAUAUAACAAUGCUGGAGGCGGGUCAAUAUCACAAUGCAGCCGUUGCAGACGGCAAGCUCUAUAUGUGGGGUUGGGGCAUCUAUGGUCAGUUGGGCAAUGGUAACUGCGAGAACCUUGCAACACCAACACUAGUCAGUUUCUUUAAGUACAAGAAAAUUUUACAAAUAUCGCUUGGUCAUGCGCACAGUUUGGUGCUUUGUCAGGCAACAUGCAGCAGCAACAACUACGCAGAGGCUAAUCGCAGUUGCAACGAGCUUUAUGUGUUCGGCUCCAAUCAUUUUGGCCAGCUGGGCAUUGGUGAGCCGGAUCAGGCACAGACAGAGGGAAAGUCGAGUCUGCCGCUGCGCCUGGAUUUUGGUGACUGCAGUUUAAGACUGAUACACACGAAAUUUUUUACAAAUCUAGUUGUAGAUGAGGAGGAGCGCAUGUACACUUGGGGCAGCUCACCACAAGCACUGCGUCUGGCCAAUCAAAUUAAGCGACGUGCCAACGCCAAGCAAAAGCUGGAGGAAAAUCAUCAGCGUGAAAUGCUGACCAGGCGGCUGGAGGAAACACUGCUGCCAGCGACCAGUAAUAACAGCGUGUUGGUGGAGCCAACUACUUCGUAUGCCGCGGUUGUUGCUGGCGCUGUACCCAAACCCACUGCAGACACAACCAAAGAGUCCACACAAGAUGAAGCUGUGCAAUCGGAUGCUACCGAAAAUAUUACGAGUAUGAACACAGAAUCACUGCCGACAGCACCAGCAGCAGCAGCAGCAGCGGCAGCAUCAGUCUCAGCUGCACAGCUCUCCAGCGAGCCAGAUCCGACCGAACAUAUGCAGCCACAUCUAGUAGACACAAGCGAGGUGGCUGGACAAAUACUCCAGAUCUCCAGCGGACUGUUUCAUUUCGCAUUGAUAUCGUCGACGUGCACAUUGUAUACUUGGGGCAAGAAUCUUGAGCAUCAACUGGGCACCGAAGAUAAGGAUCGGCGUGCCGUGCUCAAGCCAUCACCCAUCGACAGCAUCGAGAGACCCAUGUAUGUGGAUUGCGGCGCUGAUUUCACACUUGUAAUGACCACCGAUCACAUUGUCAAGGCCUUUGGUGGCAACUCGAACGGACAGUGUGGACGCGAUUUGGGCGCCAGCCUGGAUCGUAUGCGGCAGCGCGUCGUAUGUCUGCCCACCACCAAACGGCUAAUGCGUUUCGAGACACAGUGUGUUGAGGCGCCUGUGGAGAUCAAUUUACCACGACCACGCAUUCGAUUUGAUCAGGAGCCAGUGCGCUACUUGAAGGUAAUGCCGCCUUAUCAGCCGCACUUCUUGCAGCAGGCGAAUAUUAGCUUUGAGCAUCGCUACUCGCCGGCAACGCUCAACUAUAAAUCAAGCACAGAGCAGGCGGCCACUGGCCAAGAUUCGGAUGAUAUGCUGAGCAGCCUGGAGAACCUAAGCCACAACGAUGCUAGCUACUCAUUCAAUGCACCACAAUUGGGCGAUGCAAACAGCUCGCUGGAUCUGGACUAUUCGCCGGAGGAGCAGAGCUAUGUGCCGUUGCCAAAUCAGGCUGUGACGGCUGGCACGAGCCAUGCCGUCGCUCUGCUCGGCGAUGAAGACGAUGCCAGCACCUGUACGCCCAGCUCGGACGGCGCCGAUGGGAAUGCUGCAUUGCAGCCGUUGCGCCAUUAUAUACAUUACUGCCUAUACGCCUUCCAUGGGCUGUACAAUCCGGAUAAAAUCGGCGAAUGCUCUCGUGCGCAGCGUAACGAGUAUCGGAUUAGGAUUUGUAUGCUCAACUUCAGGUUCGUGGAGGCAUUCCAGCUGUGCCUGCACAGCUGCGAUACUGCGCAACGCACCCUCAAGCUAUUCGAGUACUUCAGCAAGGACACGGGCUAUGUGCCCCUGCAUCGCUCAGAUCUCAAGCAUCUUAUCUAUCACAUGUGUGUGCACUUUUUGGAGCGCAAAUUCGAUAUGCUCGAAUGCGAGCGUUACUUUAUGGCCGAUCUGGAUUACUAUCUGCUGGAGCUAGCAUAUGUAUUUUACUUUAACAACAACAAUUCGGCUCUUGAACAGAAUCUCAAUCAGAAGUUCAAGAUGCUGAUUGCAGCGGCGGAUAGCGAUCAGUCGUCGGCGAGUGCGCUGCAGGACACCGAUGCCAUUUUCGAUAGUUUCACGGUCAAGUUCAAGACGAUCCUGUGCCAGCGACUGCUCAGCUACUGUGAUCACGAUGCCAAUGCCAGCAAUUAGCAAUGGGCCCAUCGGCCAUGGUGUUGGUCAAAGGACUUAUGGUUCUUGCUUUGAAUUUUCUUAGUUAUUUUUUCAUUCAACUCGCUUAAGUUGAAAGUUGAUUGUGUUUUUUCCCCUCUUUUUUUGGUUGUAAUUUAAAGUUUUUACGAUUUGUUGUGAGUUCGAGCAGGAAACCAAAGAUCAUUAAUGGCGUUGUUUGCUGUAUCCACUACAUCAUCACACACACACACACACACAUACACCACACACACACACACAAGUAAAUAUUACAUAUUAUUGUCUAUUAACCGCCCAGACGUGUUUAUACUUAAUUACAUAAUUGUUGUUUGCGGUUUUCUGCGCAUAUUUAUAUGAAUAGCUUUUAUAGCGAUGUUAUUUAAGGAAACUAUUUAAGGCAAACAAAUUGUUUAAAGAAUUUAAUUUUUGUAGUACUUUGUUUGCUGUUGGCUUUACACGCUUUUUUGUUUACUCAAUAAAAAUAUAAUAAAAAUGUUUAUCGAACACACAUACAAAAAUACCAACACAAACACCCUCCCACAAGGGAUGCUCACAGAUCAUUUCGAUCUAAGCGGGUUCACCUUACAACCUAAUGCCAAUCCGAAUCCUAAUCCUUAAUCAUAAUCCGAUGUGUGUAGGCAAACAUUUUCAAUUGAUAUUCA
This is a messenger RNA of Drosophila grimshawi, 6705 nucleotides long. RefSeq lists its product as uncharacterized. The coding region runs from base 98 to 6046 and encodes 1982 amino acids. Lineage: Eukaryota; Metazoa; Arthropoda; Insecta; Diptera; Drosophilidae. The transcript has 15 exons. The record is from RefSeq and is a predicted model, not a curated record.